Molecule: messenger RNA, 1610 nt
Organism: Daphnia pulicaria
Lineage: Eukaryota; Metazoa; Arthropoda; Branchiopoda; Diplostraca; Daphniidae
Gene: eIF2gamma
Product: eukaryotic translation initiation factor 2 subunit 3-like
Exons: 9
Coding region: 85-1491 (468 amino acids)
Biological process (GO): positive regulation of translational fidelity; formation of translation preinitiation complex
Cellular component (GO): eukaryotic translation initiation factor 2 complex; cytosol
Molecular function (GO): GTP binding; GTPase activity; tRNA binding
Source: RefSeq, a predicted model, not a curated record
UGGCAACAACAACUUGGUUACCAAGUUUUAUGAACGCACCUUUCCCGUCUGCUAUUCCUCUACCUUUCAGCUUCCACGUUAAAAAUGUCGGCGGCUGAAGAAUUUCCGACUGUGACUACUGGACAGCCUCAUUUGGCAAAACAAGAUCUUUCUAAAUUAGAUGUUUCUAAAUUGAAUGCUCUUUCUCCUGAAGUCAUCAGUCGGCAGGCCACCAUCAAUAUUGGCACGAUUGGACAUGUGGCCCAUGGAAAGUCAACAGUGGUAAAGGCCCUGUCAGGUGUGCAGACUGUGCGUUUCAAGAAUGAGUUGGAACGCAACAUCACUAUCAAGUUAGGUUAUGCUAAUGCCAAGAUUUUCAAGUGUGACAAUGAAAAAUGCCCCAGACCUAUCUGUUACAUGUCUGGAAGCUCAUCAAAGGAUGACUCCUUCAUGGGCCCCUUAGGAAAAUUCAAGUUAGUUCGACAUGUAUCCUUUGUGGAUUGUCCUGGCCACGACAUUCUCAUGGCCACCAUGUUGAACGGUGCUGCCGUCAUGGACGCGGCUCUCCUUCUUAUUGCUGGGAAUGAAUCCUGUCCACAGCCCCAAACUUCAGAGCAUUUAGCUGCUAUUGAAAUCAUGAAGCUCAAGCACAUUUUGAUCCUUCAAAACAAGAUUGACUUGGUGAAAGAGAGUCAAGCUAAGGAUCAAUACGAACAGAUUUUGAAGUUCGUUCAAGGUACCGUGGCCGAAGGAGCUCCCGUUAUCCCAAUUUCAGCUCAGCUGAAAUAUAACAUUGAAGUUAUCUGCGAGUACGUCGUUAACAAGAUUCCCAUUCCGUUGCGCGAUUUUACUGCAGAACCCCGGUUGAUUAUUAUUCGUUCGUUCGAUGUCAAUAAACCCGGUUGCGAAGUAGACGACCUUAAGGGAGGAGUUGCUGGAGGCAGUAUUUUGAAGGGUGUUCUCAAGGUGGGACAAGAGAUUGAAGUGCGGCCUGGAUUGGUGUCUAAAGAUUCUGAAGGAAAGCUAACAUGCAAUCCCAUCUUUUCCCGGAUCGUCUCUUUGUAUGCCGAACAAAAUGAGCUGAUGUAUGCCGUUCCGGGUGGUUUGAUUGGUGUCGGUACUAUGAUUGACCCAACUUUAAGCCGAGCGGAUCGAAUGGUUGGACAAGUUCUGGGAUCUAUUAAUGCUCUGCCAGAGAUUUUCACUGAGCUUGAGAUUUCCUAUUUCUUACUUCGUCGCUUGCUGGGUGUUAGGACUGAAGGAGACAAGAAAGGAGCCAAGGUCCAGAAACUUUCUAAAAACGAAGUUCUGAUGGUCAACAUUGGCUCUUUGUCUACUGGUGGUCGCGUCUUAGCUGUUAAGGCCGAUUUGGCAAAAAUUAGCUUGACAAAUCCCGUGUGCACUGAUGUGGGAGAGAAGAUCGCUCUCAGUCGCCGAGUUGAGAAACACUGGAGAUUGAUUGGAUGGGGUCAGAUUCGUCGUGGAGUUACCAUCGCAGCCGAGAAAAAGUGAAAAGAACCAGAAAUCCCAACCAACUCGCCAGCCACUUUAUUUUCAAUUAUUUUUGAAGGAACCAUGGGAUAUUUGACCACUGAGGAUACGUGUUCAAUACACGUGCCACAAAAUUUUGA